AUGCUCAAGCGAGUCGCUUCGAGAGCACCGCUUCCAGUUUCGCUGGCGGCCCUGCCCUGGUCCUCGCGCGGCGCUGAGCGUGUCAGUGGGCGGGGCAGGAAGAACGCCACUGCGGAGAUGGAUAGCGCCCGCGUGCUUUCCGUGGAGUUUGCGUCGCCCGAGCAGGCGGCGGAGGGGCUGCCGUUUGGCUUCAAGAACGAGGCGGGCCGUGUCGCACUGGACUCAGAGCGGCGGUGCCUUUUUGCGGGACUUGGGACGAAGCCCACCGUGCGUGACUACCGCCUGGCGGUGACGAGCGCGGUGCGAGAGGCGCAAAAGCUGCAGGCCUCUGCGCUGGUGCUCAAGUCGUUGCCAAGCAGCGUGCAUUCCAUGGGGGACCUCUUCCAGGAGCCCGGCGUCCUGCCGGCGGGCGACGUUGUGGAGAAGACGACCGCCUUCGCCGUGACGGCGGCCUACAAAUACGAUCGCCUGCGCACCAGGCAGGGCGCCGAGGAGGGCGGCAAAGCACCCAUGGGUCUUUUCAUUGACUCGGACGCCACCGACGCCAUCACCCGCGGCAACGUCAUCGGCGGCUGCGUCAACGAGGCACGCAGCCUGGGCAACCUGCGUGAGGACGAGGGUAUUCCACAGCUGUACGCCGAGUGGAUCGCGAAGGAGCUUGCCCCACUUGGCGUGAAGGUGCGUCACAUGCUGAAGGGAGAAAAGCUGCGCAACGCUGGGCUAAACCUCCUGUACAAUGUAGGGAAGGGCUCACGGCAUGAGCCGUACCUGGUCGUCUUUGAAUACACCGGGAACCGGUAUAGCGAAGAGGCAACUGCCCUUGUUGGAAAAGGGGUGACAUUUGACUGCGGUGGCCUGAAUGUCAAGCCGUAUGGCUCGAUGGAGACCAUGCAUUUGGACAUGAUGGGCGCCGCGACGGUGAUCUCCACCAUCAAGGCCAUCGCGUUGCUCCGGUUGCCGGUGAACGUGGUGGGCGCCGUCGGCCUCGUGGAGAACGCCAUUGGCCCGGACAGCUAUUUCCCCUCCUCCAUCCUCACAAGCCGCAAGGGACUGACGGUCGAGGUGCUUAACACCGACGCGGAGGGCCGCCUCGUCCUCGCCGAUACCCUCACCUUCGUUCAGCGGGACGCCAAGCUGACGAAGAGGCCGGGCACCGUGAUCGACCUCGCCACCCUUACCGGGGCCGUUCUCAUUGGCCUGGGAAGCCGACGUGCGGGGAUGUUUAGCAACGACCUCCAGCUGUCCCAGCACCUCAUGGCGGGCGGACGCAGCAGCGGGGACGAGCUGUGGCCGAUGCCGGUCGCCGAGGAGCACAAAAAGGCGGUGAAGGGCGGUCUCGCGGACCUCAAGAACGUGUCCACCGGCAGGGAGGCGGGCUCCUGCACGGCCGCCGCCUUCCUGAGCAACUUCAUCGAGGACGGCGUGAAGUGGGCCCACCUGGACAUUGCGGGGGCAGCGAUGGGCGGGGACAAGCCGAAGGGGUUUCAGCCCGCCGGGGCGCCAGGGUUUGGCGUGCAGAUGCUGCUGGACUACUUCCGCCUGCCGCCGCCCGACGCCGCCGCGGGCCUCGCCAACACCGGUGGAGCGGGCGCCACUUCCAACGAGGAGGACACCGCCGAUACCGCGCCGGCGAUGGCUGAUGAGACGCCCGCGGAGCCGCAGGAGCUCACGGAGAAGCCGCAGAGGAGGAGGAGGAGGAGGAGCACUCAGCCACCGCCGCCGCCGCCGACACGGAAGAGAACGCAGGCAAAGCAGCAGAAGCGGCACGCAGGGGGGCGAAGCAGUAACAUGCAAAGGGACAGAGGCUCACCACGCAGGAAGAAGAAGAAAAAGACAACGAAUCAAAAAAAGAAAAGAAAAGAAAAGAAGCACACACAUACACACAGUGGAGGAUGA
Messenger RNA from Trypanosoma conorhini, 1896 nucleotides. RefSeq names its product putative cytosolic leucyl aminopeptidase, putative,metallo-peptidase, Clan MF, Family M17. Lineage: Eukaryota; Euglenozoa; Kinetoplastea; Trypanosomatida; Trypanosomatidae. The record is from RefSeq and is a predicted model, not a curated record. Bases 1 to 1896 code for a protein of 631 amino acids. Gene Ontology annotation, molecular function: metalloaminopeptidase activity; manganese ion binding. Gene Ontology annotation, biological process: proteolysis. The transcript has a single exon. Gene Ontology annotation, cellular component: cytoplasm.